Messenger RNA from Manihot esculenta (cassava), 918 nucleotides. RefSeq lists its product as uncharacterized. NCBI's taxonomy places the organism in Eukaryota, Viridiplantae, Streptophyta, Magnoliopsida, Malpighiales, Euphorbiaceae. The record is from RefSeq and is a predicted model, not a curated record.
AAAAUUCGUUCCACGUUCAUGAUCGGAUUUAUUGACUGAUUGUACACGUGGCAGAUAUUGUAGCGUACGAGCAAACGAGGAAACACAAGAAAGAAACGCCAUGGCUCUGAUCAAGUGAAUGCAGUUUGCUGCUAAUUACAUUUGCAUCAGAAGAAACCACAAACACAGUCAGAAAGAGAUGAAUCCGAAGGCGGUGAUGGCGAUGAUGGGACUUUGCCUUGCAGCCUACAUUGUAGGCCUCCUUUACUGGCAACUCUCUGAUAUUUUAGUAGCAACUCUUUCUCCUUCUUCCUCCUCCUUGUAUUGCCCUCCCUGCUCCUGCGAUUGUUCUUCUCAACCCCUCCUCCCUCUCACUGACGGUUUCAGCAACAAUUCUUUUACAGACUGUACGAAGCCUGAUCCUGAGGUAAGUGAGGAGAUGGAGAAAAGCUUUACAGAUCUGUUAUCAGAGGAAGUGAGGCUGAAAGAAGCAGAAGCGCUGAAACAGCAACAUCGUGCAGACGUGGCAUUGUUGGAAGCUAAGAAAAUGGCAUCCCAGUAUCAGAAGGACUCUGACAAGUGCAAUGCAGGGAUGGAGACUUGCGAGGAGACAGAAAGAGCUGAAGCUGCAUUAGAAGCACAGAGGAAACUGAGCGCAAUGUGGGAACUUAGAGCUCUCCAGAGAGGAUGGAAAGGAGACGCUGCAAGGGCUCGUCUUUUUUAGAAGGCCAAAUUUCUUUUAUUUCAUUCUCUAUUGAGGCCAGCCAUUUAAUUUACUUUAUUCCUUUUUUUUUUUCGCCGGAUUUGCUCUGAAAGUGAACCAUGUAUCCUGGAUGUACUGGAAUAUUACUUUAGUGAAGUAGCAGAAUGAGUUCUAGCAAUCAAGGCCUUGGAGUGACUUCCCAAUAUAUAAAUGAAAAAUAUAAUGAGUUCUAGCAA